GUGAUUGCAUUAAAUACCGUAAAAUAUGUAAGAAAAUAUUUUUACCCAUCACUUUCUGAAGGACGCAAAGUGUUAGUAGUUAAACAAAUUUAUCUAUAUAUUUAUAGUUUUUUGAAGUAUAUGAACUCGUCUGUUUGUACAUAAUUAGGUUAGUUUAGAAAAUUCCUAAAAUGUAGUAGUAGAGGAAAUCUACUGUUUUUAUCUGGAGAAGAAAUCUUAAUUUUAAGGAAUUUUCUCAUAGUUUGUUUUGUUACUUUUGAUAUCAACUCUUCAAGACAUCGUAAAGGGUUUUCAUAUCAAGCUUCAAAAUCUACUCUUGUUUUUAAAUAAAACACGUAUCUUAAUAUAAAUAUGUUUUGUAAACGAAUGUCUAAUAGUAAGGAAAGACGUAAACGACUUCUUCACGAUGAUCACCAUCUUGCUGACUGCGAAUUUGUUGUUGGAGAUUCACCAAAUGAGGAACCAAAGCGCUUUCUUUGUCAUAAAAUGAUUUUAGCAACCGCCUCUGAAGUUUUCGAACGGAUGUUUUAUAGUGAGUUCAAAGUUAAUGGGCCAGUACAUAUAACAGAGGUAGAUCCCAAAAGUUUUGAACGUUUCUUGCGUUAUGUUUAUAUAUAUGAAAUAGAAACAGAACAAUCUCUAUCGUUGGAAGAGUUAGGGGAAUUAUUUUAUUUAGCAGACAAGUACAUGAUGCAAGAUUUAACUGAUGAAUUAGUAAAACAUUUGAGAAGUAAACACAAUUGGACAAUAGGAGACGUGUGGCCAAUGUUUGAUUUGGCAUGCCUUCAUGAAAUCUUACCGUUAUUAUUGUUAUGUUAUGAGGAAAUAACGAAAUACGUCGAGAAGUUGUUAUCUGUCAAUUCCUUCUAUGAACUGAAUGUCAACCAUCUGAAACGGGUGGUAAUAUUAGUUUCGCAACAGCCACAUAUAUCACCAAAAUUAAUGCUGCAAAAGCUGGAAGAAUAUGGACGUCGAAAUAAGUUACAUGAAAAUCGAGAAUCUGAACAGUUUCUAAAAUUGGUGGAGGCCGCAUGUCUGUUGGAUCUUAACAAGCUAUCAAAAGGAGAUUUCGAUUCGGGACCUGCAAAAUCAUAUUUGUUUAACAAAAUACAAACCAAAUAAUUAUAUGUUAAUUUAAAAUAACAUUUAGCAGUUAGAUUCGUUUUACAUAAUUUUAAAUGGCCAAUGGUGCUAUCGGCCCAGCCAAAUUGGACUCUUCAGGUCUAUUCUAAGCAAAAAUCAAGGUGGGAACACUACACGUUGUUAAUGAAGCGGCAGAAAAUAUUCCUAAAAUAACUUGGAUAAAUGCUGCGAGGCUAUAGGAUGCCAGAGUGAAAGGGGCCAAGCGAGGCGAACUGCUGCAUUAGCUUUUAAGAUUUCAGUGUGAUCGAUGGAUUCAGACGAAGAGGUUUUUAUUUCGAACUUAAUUUUUUUGAUCCCACAAUAUUGGACGCAACAAAAAAUCUCAUUAAUCAGUGUGCCUACAUCAAAUCUGAAAUCAAACUUAAACAAAAAAAAAUGAGAAACAAUAAAUAAGAAAACAAUUACUAAAAAUA
This is a messenger RNA of Bactrocera oleae (olive fruit fly), 1556 nucleotides long. Its product is annotated as BTB/POZ domain-containing protein 6. Gene Ontology annotation, biological process: neurogenesis. Gene Ontology annotation, cellular component: cytosol; P-body. NCBI's taxonomy places the organism in Eukaryota, Metazoa, Arthropoda, Insecta, Diptera, Tephritidae. Gene Ontology annotation, molecular function: protein binding. The record is from RefSeq and is a predicted model, not a curated record.